Messenger RNA from Cucurbita pepo subsp. pepo (vegetable marrow), 1815 nucleotides. NCBI's taxonomy places the organism in Eukaryota, Viridiplantae, Streptophyta, Magnoliopsida, Cucurbitales, Cucurbitaceae. The record is from RefSeq and is a predicted model, not a curated record.
AGCGUAAAGAAAAAAAUUAAAUUAGAAACAAACAUCGGUGAAAUAAAAAAACAGAAAAGAGGAGAAGACCGAUUCUUCUGCUGCAAACGCCAAGUUCCGGCGCGGCGUUAGGGCGACACGGGAAUCUUCUUCGUGUAUUCUUUCUGGUUUUCUCUUCUCUGUAAAUCGAUGUUUUAGGAUUCUCUGUAUCUUUAAUUUGUUGUUCGGACGGCAUUUUUGGCUGAAGAACAAGGGGGAUUGUUAUUAUUGUCCGUUCCGGUUCCGGCUCCGUCUUUUGUUUGUCCUGUUUGGAGGUUGAAUUUGUGAGCUGAAACCUCCUGUUUCAAUGUCGGCAAUCUCGAUUUACAGGCCGGAGUUUUUGGGAUCCGUCCGAUAUGGAUACCGGAACGACCUCAAAUUUCAUAGAAAUGUCGCCUCGUGGUCUAUGAAGAUGGAUUCUAAAUCGCCUCAAACGAUGAAGGAAGAGAUUUCUAUUCAGAUUUCAACGCCUCUAUUGCUACCGAAGUCGAAACCAUCGACGCCAAACGAAUUACGGUUCAAUCGGCCGCCGCCAGGUGAUCAAGAUUUAGUUCACAAAAAAAGAUUGGAAUUCGGUCAAUUCGUAGCCAGGGAGGCCGUGCUUGAUGAAGAAUUGUGGACAGCGGCAUGGCUUCGGGCUGAAAGUCAUUGGGAGAAUCGAAAAAAUGAACGAUAUGUUGAUAGCUUCAAAAGGAAAUUUGCAGAACAGGAGUUCAAUGCCAUUAAAAGAAGAUGUAGUGGGCUUGGACAGUCAUGCACAUGCAUUGUCACGGUAAGCAAGGAACAGAAGCAUAUAAAACGCACGGUGAUUAAAAGCGUCGUAGCCACUCUUGAUAUGAGCUUGCGGCAUUUGAUGCACGGCGAGACUUUUCCAGGGGAAAGAGAGAAGAGCCAUGUAUGCAGCAUCAACAAAGAGAUACCAAAUAAAUAUGCAUAUGUUUCGAACUUAUGUGUAUCGAAAGCAGCACGUCGUCAGGGUGUUGCUAGCAAUAUGUUGAAGUUUGCAGUUGAAACAGCCAGAUCCAGUGGUAUCGAACAGGUAUACGUGCAUGUACAUAGAAACAACACACCUGCCCGUGUAUUGUACGAAAAGAUAGGCUUUGAGGUGGUCGAAAUAGCAAGCUCACAAUUGUUGGAAGAACAAACUUACCUACUAUGUAUUAACACACGGAAGCUUAACAAUGCAUAUUGGUGUUGAUAUUCAUUCAUAAGGUAAUCGUAAAGAUACAAUUCCCUUCUGAGAAGGGAGCACUGGUUGAUAUUAAAGAUUGCAAUGCAGGAGCAGAAGACACAAGUGCAGCGAUACCGUCAGAAAGACGAUAAGCACGGGACAACGAGAUGGCCGAGAAGUUAAGCAUUUUCGGAGAAUCAUAGCCGACUAAGCUUUUCGGCCUGCAAGCAUCUGGGACAAGUUCCAGUGAAGAAAUUGCCCUCAGCAGACCCAUAUGCACAAAUCUCUCAACGAGGGAGGCAAAGGCUAUGCCAGUUAGGGAGCCAUUCAAACUGGUGCAGACCAUUCGCUCAAUGACUAGCGAUCUUCAUUGCAGUAGAGAAGGGCCCAGGCCAGUCUUUAGCUCUCAGCGGCAGUUCUUAGGACACCAUCAUCGACCAGAUGUGCAGUGCCUGAAGCCUCGGCUUCUAUGGAGCAAUAGAACUUCUGUAAUCAAUGUGUCCUUUAACCAUUUUGUUCAACAGCAUCUCCUUUGCAAUGUAGCCAUUAGCGUCCAUAUCUCCAUCUUUGUAACUUUGGUUUUCCUUCUUCAAUAACUAUUCCCUUCAGUCUUUCACGAACGAUAA